CUAGCACUUUACUCUACUCACUUCAAUGAGCUAGACACCUCUUUUAAGAUGUCCCAUGUGCAGAAUUGGACCUCUCUUGGUAUUGUCGACCCGUCAUCCCCUCCUGUCUUCCAAACUCCUGUCAAGCGCAUUCAUCAGACCGAUGAUGUGGGCAGAUUCCUUGUCAGUUUAGCCUAUCGAGACAUCGGCCUCUUCAUUCUUCAGCUCAAUCAUGCUCUUUGCCCGCGGCAACCAAAUGGCUCAUCAUUUCCGUCUGUAUUUCCCCUUGGCCCCAGUUCCACCACUACAGCCUCCAUCCAAUCUUGCCAAACGCUACUAUCGCGCAUCCGCAAUCUCAUAGGCAAAGCACCACCAGAUCCUGGAUCCCAAAGAUUCGGAAACGUAAGCUUUCGUAAAUGGUAUCAACUGUUGAAUGCCGAACUGGAUGAUUUGCUCGAUCAUGGAUUGCUUGGAGAAACUCUACGAAUAGGCAAUGGGCAUGCCAAAGAUGAAGUAGCAAGCUACUUGCUAGGAGCAUUUGGCAGCCCACAGCGCCUAGACUAUGGAACAGGGCAUGAACUCAACUUCAUUGCUUUCAUUGGGUGUCUCUGGAAGCUAGGGCAUUUUAAGGACGGCAAACAAGGCGGCGGCAUUGAGAGGGAGAUUGUACUCUUGGUCGUGGAACCGUAUCUCGAUAUUGUAAGGCAGCUCAUAUCGACAUAUACUCUUGAGCCGGCAGGCUCUCACGGUGUAUGGGGUCUAGAUGAUCAUUCAUUUAUUCCAUACAUUUUCGGAUCUGCGCAGCUUACGCGCCCGAUUAGCAGCGAGCUUGAUUCGAUGCCCACUGAAGGCUCCGUAAGGGGCGCACCAAAACCGAGCGAUGUUACCAAUCCUACCAUUGUCGAAGACAUGAGACAAACCAACAUGUACUUCUCGGCUGUUGCAUUCAUCAACGACGUAAAAAAGGGUCCAUUCUGGGAGCACAGCCCAAUGUUAUUUGAUAUUUCUGGCAUAAAAGAUGGAUGGGGUAAAAUCAAUAAAGGUAUGAUCAAAAUGUUCAAUGCCGAGGUUCUAUCGAAAUUCCCAGUCAUUCAGCAUUUCCCAUUCGGCUCGCUUUUCGCCUGGGAUGAGAAUAGGCAGGUGUUAGACCAGGAUCUUCGCAGAGAGACGACGAGAUCGCACAGUCACCUGGGUUGAACGCAUGCCUACCGAUAAGCUAGACAAAAGGAUUGAAUCGUUGCAGCAGGCAUUACGUCGCCCAGUUAGGUGUGUUGCAAAUAAUGGCUAGUCAAGCCAAUGAAGGAAGCAAGCAACAAAUAGCCGUGGUGUGGCGGUAGAGACACGCCUCAUAUACUCAUAAGCGUCCGUAACCAACCGGUGUUCGCUGAAACAGGACGAAUGCAUUCAAGGUCUGUCCCUAUCAAAAUCCACGCAUUGUUCCCAGUCUUGUAGCGACAAUCAUCAACCGAAGAAAUCUGUU
Messenger RNA from Trichoderma virens Gv29-8, 1459 nucleotides. RefSeq lists its product as uncharacterized. Gene Ontology annotation, biological process: mitotic spindle organization. The transcript is spliced from 2 exons. The record is from RefSeq and is a predicted model, not a curated record. Gene Ontology annotation, molecular function: protein tyrosine phosphatase activator activity; peptidyl-prolyl cis-trans isomerase activity. Gene Ontology annotation, cellular component: cytoplasm; nucleus; protein phosphatase type 2A complex. Bases 49 to 1176 code for a protein of 375 amino acids. Lineage: Eukaryota; Fungi; Ascomycota; Sordariomycetes; Hypocreales; Hypocreaceae.